Messenger RNA from Cebus imitator (Panamanian white-faced capuchin), 988 nucleotides. It is a transcript of the gene CST8, whose product is annotated as cystatin 8. Gene Ontology annotation, molecular function: cysteine-type endopeptidase inhibitor activity. The transcript has 4 exons. Lineage: Eukaryota; Metazoa; Chordata; Mammalia; Primates; Cebidae. The record is from RefSeq and is a predicted model, not a curated record. Gene Ontology annotation, cellular component: cytoplasm; extracellular region; cell surface. Bases 208 to 636 code for a protein of 142 amino acids.
AGAGCCCCUUGACUGGGCCACAGGCAUGAACUGAGCGUGCCGGAGACCCACGAGAACCACGGCUCGGCUGGGCUUACGCUAAGAGGAGCCAACGUGUGGCACGAAGGUUCUUGAACCCGUAGCAGUGGCCACGACCACGACAUCCUGCCAGCAGCUCCAGCCCUGGACAGACAAGGAGACUCGACUGUGCCUCUUGCCCGAAGGACCAUGCCUAGAUGCCGGUGGCUCUCCCUGCUUCUCCUCACCAUUCCCCUGGCCCUAGUGGCCAGGAAAGACCCCAACAAGGAUGAGAAGGGGGUGCUGAGGAAACUACAACCCACCAACGCCUCAGAUGCCAACGUGAGGCAGUGUCUGUGGUUUGCCAUGCAAGAAUACAACAGGGAGAGCGAGGACAAGUACAUCUUCCUGGUGGUCAGGACACUGCAAGCCCAGCUGCAGGUCACAAAUCGUCUGGAAUACCUUAUUGAUGUAGAAAUUGCCCGCAGCGAUUGCAGAAAGCCUUUAAGCAGUAAUGAAAUCUGUGCCGUUCAAGAAAACUCCAAACUGAAAAAGAAAUUAAGCUGCAGCUUUUUGGUAGGAGCACUUCCCUGGAAUGGUGAAUUCACUGUGAUGGAGAAAAAGUGUGAAGAUGCCUAAUGGUGUUUUGGGGCAUCCCUCCAACCUCUGCGACUACUUUAUCCAUGACAAUAAAGCAAUGGCAAGUGGAGGCUGUUCCCAGCACGCUUUCUCCAUGCAUGCCUCUCUGCUUGGCGUUUGGUGUUUUAGUUUCAUAGCAUUGGGGACAGAAGAUGGGCAUGUUCAGCUCCUCUUUCCUGGCACCAAGUGUGGCCAUGCACCUUUGGUUAGCUUGAUGGUCUACCGGUCACCAAGUACAAAGGAUAGGGUGAGGUCUGAUUCCAUUCUCUACAGCAAAUCGGAGGAGGAAUCCCUUUUGCUUAGGUAACAGUCUCUUACAGAGGUCUGCAUCCAUUGGAUGUUAACUCAGCGG